Bactrocera tryoni is the source of this 2028-nucleotide messenger RNA. RefSeq lists its product as uncharacterized. Lineage: Eukaryota; Metazoa; Arthropoda; Insecta; Diptera; Tephritidae. The transcript is spliced from 3 exons. The record is from RefSeq and is a predicted model, not a curated record. The coding region runs from base 187 to 2028 and encodes 613 amino acids.
ACGCAAGACACGCACUGACCACAGUGGAGCCAUUAACACCUUAUCUUUGGCUGCUCAUAUAAAUAUGUUAAUACUCUAACAGUAAUUAAUGAUCAUAUAGAUCGGAACUCGAACGGAAUAUCUUUUUAUCGCCAUAACAAUGAGAGAUCUCAACUGCCUUUUUUAUCUGUGUACUAUCCCAAUCAUAUGUGGAGGCGGAAAAGAGUGCACUUAUUCCCUUCUAAAAAAUAUCCAUAUCGAGCAAUCUUAACAUUGAAUCCGAACGACAAAAGUAGAAAUCCUUUCAGAUAUUUUCCGCUACGCAAUUUACCAGCGACUAAGAAUAUGAAAUGGUCUAACUACAUGUUUCCAUAUAAAAAUUUCAAUCAAUUAUUAAAAACAACGCCCAGAACCAGUUAUUUCUUGUUAUCUGAAGAGAAUAUGAGAGCUAAUUUGCAGAAUCGUGAGCAAUAUUUAAGUAGACCAAUUCUAUCUACGAUUUCAACACUUCAAAAUAACUGUGUUAACACCCAUAAUUUGAAUAUACCUCAUGGAAAUGAAUUGGCCUUAUGCGUCGAAAAAAUGCCAACUAUUCCAACUACUGUUCAAAAAGUUUCAUUAACUAAAACCAAAUACAUUUCCAAUAUUUCACAAUUUGAGACUACCACAAGGAAUCCAUAUAUACAAUAUUUUGGACAUAGCACAAGGAAUACGCUUAUGUAUAACUUUUUUCACGCUACUACGGUUCCGAAUUCCAUAAAUACGUCUCACAUCUAUUUCACUAUAGGGGAUGCUAUAACAACACCACGAACGCCCAAUUAUUCACACUUUAAGUUAUUUAAAAAACAAAAACAUCAAAGUGAAAAUAAUGGAAGUCACCCUAUCAUAAAUUACAAAAUUCUCCGAUCUAAUACCGCAACUCAAUAUAUAACUUCAAGUCAUACGUCACUUCCUGAAUAUUCAAAUAACGCUGUCAAAUAUUCUAUCAGCGAUAAUGAAACUAAAAAUAAAUCGAAAUAUUUACAUUCGUAUGAGAAUUCAAGUGUUGAUACUACAAAAGAAAAUUGGGUCAUCGGUCAAUCAAUAAACAACUGUUCAAAAGCAUUAUUAGAAACAAAUAAUCAUUGUGCAUCUGGAGAUAUACCGAACUUAAAAGAAUUUAUUUCGAAAGUGUCGCUACAGACUACGACAAACACUUUAGGUUCUUAUCCAAUUAAAACCACAGUGGUUUUUGGAACCAUUUCUACGCCUAUUACCGAAUUACCAUAUUUAGACAAUACUUCAACUACCGCUAUUUGGAACGCUGUAGAGACAUCAAAUUAUUCUGGAGAAAAAACAUCAGUUCUUGAUAAAACCAGCAAUUAUCCUCCGUUAUAUAGAAGAGGUAAAUUUAUUCAAAAUAAUAAGAGAUUAGUUUUUAAAGAAAGUUUGAAAAAUAAAAAUCGAAAUAUAAAAACAACUGCUUUGCCGACCCCCAUAAGACCUUUCAAACCGAAAAUCAAAGAAAAGGAGAAUUAUGUAUCUUCACAACCAAACCCGACUUCACAAACCAAAGAACAGGAAUUAUUACAUGAUACUGUUGGCAGAAAGAUGAAAAAAGCAAAGGGUAAAUUUCAUGGCAGAAGCCGCUUUAGAUGGACUCCUUCAUUUGAAAAAAGCUCAGGCAACGUAAAUAAUAACAAAACGACUAGUUCAACAAUAGCAACGGUAUUUACUACAUCGACCCAAGUCUCACUUCUAAGAAAUAAAAUGACAAAUACAUUUAGUAGAUCAAAACUAAUUAGACACAAUAAAAGAACCAAUAUAGUACAAAUGAAUACAACAAGGAGUGUUAUAAACCUUCACUUGCAGUCGACUACACCCUUGGCAAGUAGCACACCGGAGUCCGCUAUAAUGAGAAUAUCAAAUAUAAGUGGCGUAAAAAUGUUAUUUCCAAAAAAUAAUACCACAAAUUCAAUAGGUAAUUUACCAAAGGCAAGUAACGCAUUUAUUGCAGAGCUGCCAAUAGUUACAUACUUUAAAGAAGUUACAGAAUCUCGUAAGGUAUAA